Molecule: messenger RNA, 4086 nt
Organism: Brachypodium distachyon (stiff brome)
Lineage: Eukaryota; Viridiplantae; Streptophyta; Magnoliopsida; Poales; Poaceae
Exons: 18
Coding region: 175-3921 (1248 amino acids)
Biological process (GO): protein phosphorylation
Molecular function (GO): protein kinase activity; ATP binding
Source: RefSeq, a predicted model, not a curated record
GCACGCCAUCUCCCCUCCCGCAAAGCAGCCGACGGCGACGCGAGCUCCCAAUCCCCAAAUCCUGCGGCGCGGGGCUGCGACAGCAAAAGCAGCAAGCCCAAAUUCGUCGCGAGUUCCGGAGCACCCCAUGGAGCUCAGCAUCUAGGCGUGGUUCGGUUCGUCUUAUGGAUCCAGAUGUUCUCGUGGAGCCGUAAGCAGUCCUCACCCUCCUCGUCCUCUGGCGGCCGCCGCGCGGACGCCUCCAUGGACUCCAGCAGCCGCCGCAGCGGCGGUAGCGGGAGCGGGAGCGGAAGCCGCGGUCGCAGCCCGCGGCUGGAGCGCCGCAACGCUGCGAAGCACAUCGACUACGAGGCGGGCGCGGGGGCGUCGUCAUCCGUGUCGGCGUCGUGGUCGUCGUCGUCCUCGUCGGCUGAGCGGUCUCCCGGGAUCCGCCCGUCGCGUUCGCUCGACCUGGCCGCCAGAGGUGGCACGGACUUCCGCAUCAGUGGCAGCGCGGAGGGAGAGGUCGAUGAGCUCUGCCGCAGUCUGGGCUUGUCGGGACCGGAGGAGUUCGCCAUCCCCGUUGCUGCUUGGGAAGCCCGCAAGGCGCGCUCGAGCUCCGACCUCACCCGCUCUCGCCCAGACUCAUCGACUCCCGUGGAAGACCCCUCCCCCGUCGUCCGGUCCAUCUCCGCCCCCGAGCCCCAGUGCCCCCCACCGCUCUCCUUUCCCGACCCCAUUCCUGAGGAGCCCCUCCACUCGUCCUCCACUUCCACCGCUACUGACUCUGUGGAGGAACCAACCAUCGCGGCGCCAGAGGAAUCCCCCAAGGCUACCCCUGUCGUCGCUGUUGUGGUGCCCGUCGCGGGCUUGUCACCCCUGUCCCCGAGGAGGGGAGGCGGGGAGGUCGGGAUCCGGGGAGUCCGGCCGCCAGUGCUCUCCCCGCCUCCGCCGAUCACGGGGCUCGCGCUGCCGCCGGUGAGGCGAUCGUCUGUGGCAGAUGUCAUGAGCGGGUCGGCUUGGGACAUUGUGCAGUCGUUUGCUCCCAUGGAAGAGCAAAUUGAACCGGCCAUGUCUUACGAACACGUCGACACGUCUCACAUGUCAGACACAGAGGAGGGCGAGGACGAGGAGACCGAGGAGGGAGUGACAGGGGCUGAGAGGGAGCUGAAAGGGUGGAGGGUUGGAGAGACCUUUGAAGGGUUCACCGGGACAUCAUCAUUGUCGACAACGAAUGAUGAUGAUGCAUCUAGCACGAAUACAGAGGCUGUCUUCAUCAUCUCGCCGAACGGCAAGUUCAAGCGAAACAUCAAGUCAUGGAUGCGUGGUGCACUUCUUGGAAGUGGCUCAUUUGGGAUGGUAUACGAGGGGAUCAGUGAUGAAGGUGCGUUUUUUGCUGUGAAGGAAGUAUCUUUGCUUGACCAAGGAAGCAAUGCACAGCAAUCUAUUCUUGCACUUGAACAGGAAAUCGCACUCCUUAGUCAGUUUGAACAUGAAAAUAUAGUCCAGUAUUACGGAACUGACAAGGAAGAAUCUAAACUGUACAUUUUUAUUGAGCUUGUUACACAAGGUUCUCUCUCAUCCCUCUAUCAAAAGUAUAAAUUACGAGAUUCACAAGUCUCUGCAUACACAAGGCAGAUUCUUAAUGGACUAGUUUAUCUCCAUGAGAGAAAUGUGGUCCACAGGGAUAUCAAAUGCGCCAAUAUAUUAGUUCAUGCAAAUGGAUCAGUAAAACUAGCAGAUUUUGGAUUGGCAAAAGAGAUGUCUAAAAUUAAUAUGCUGAGAUCAUGCAAAGGAAGUGUCUAUUGGAUGGCACCUGAGGUUGUUAAUCCAAGAAAGACAUAUGGACCUGCAGCUGAUAUGUGGAGCUUGGGCUGCACCGUGUUGGAAAUGCUAACCCGCCAAAUACCAUAUCCUGACGUGGAGUGGACAAAUGCUUUCUUUAUGAUUGGAAGAGGAGAACGACCUCCUAUUCCCAGCUACUUGUCAAAAGAAGCUCAAGAUUUCAUCAGCCAGUGUGUAAGAGUUGAUCCAGAGGAGCGGCCUUCCGCGUCACAACUUUUGGCGCACCCAUUUGUUAACAGGCCACUUCGAGCUUCUUUUGAUUCUUUGUCUCCUCCAACCAAUAGGUCAUACAACAGGCUUCCUAGAUGUAUUCAUGCUCUCCACUCCUGGUGCCAUAAUUUUGGAGGAUAUAGCAUCUUUAGUCAGAUAGAAUUGGUUUUUGUUGGAUCGUUUGGACUGGACGCGCGCGCCAUGAGGAGGGCGCAGCAGCAGCAGCAGCACCAGGGGGCGUCGGCGCCGGGCGUGGUGCGCGUGGACCAGGCGUCGCCCGCUUCCACCUUCCGCCAGCUCGACGACGCCUUCCUGCAGAAACAAACGAAAAUCUGGCUUGGUGAAGUUCUCCAUGUUAGGUUUGACGAAGACAUUUUGGUCGCAGACCUUCUAGGCGAUGGCGAGUUGCUAUUUCAAGUUUCGAAAGUAAUAUGGAAAAGGUUACUGAGAAAGAACAAAGAGCAACUCAAGCAAUCGAAAGUUUAUAUUUAUGAGAGAACAUCUUUUGGUAAAAGCAAUGGGAAAUAUACGCCCUAUCCAAAAGUCGACUCGUUUCUAAAGAUAUGCCAAAUCCUUGGGUUGGCUGGGAUUGAUUUGUUUACCCCUUCCGAUGUGGUUGAGAAAAGAAAUGUUCGGAAAGUCUGCAUGUGCAUACGUUCGCUGUCUAAAAAGGCCGGGAUGAUGCACCUGAAUGUACCUGAUUUUGAUGUUGUAACUCACACAAUAGCCAUGCCCAAUUAUAUGGUUGGAGUUAUCCGCAGAAGUCUGGAGCAACCACGGUGCAGUUCAUCUUGUUCGAGUGGAUAUAGCCCGCAUGCGAAUUCUGAGAGCAUAUUUGGACAGAAUGACCAACAAGGUGACACGCAUUAUGACUCUGAUGAAGCAGAGAGCAGUCUCUAUGUGCUAGAACCUCAGGAAAAUGUUGGUGAAGACAACCUUUCGGAACGUUUGCAAAUAGGCAAUGCCCCCAAGGAACAAAGAGAAGGCUAUGGAGAUAGUGGACAUGGCAAGCUGGAAGAGAAGUCAGUGGCUGAACCAGUGGGUUCACUUGACUUUGGCGUUAUGGAUGCUGAUUCUGCGGAUUCAGCUCCUUUUCACGACAACCAACUGUGUUGUUCUACUCACUCUUCAACUGACCAGUGCUCAAGAACUAGAACAACUAAAUGUUCAAUGAGCUCGGAAGAGUCAGACUCCAUUAGCAGUUACUUAGCGUUCGACAGUAGCAAGAAUGAUCUGGACGCUCCUAAGGUCAAAGUUUCUGAAAGGAUUCAUGAUGAACAUGACGAACCUUCACAUUCUUCUAUUCAAGGAAAUGGGAAAAUAUUUGUCGAUCAUCCAAAAAAAGAAGGUGAUGACCUCCUAAAGGACACUAGCGCCAUGGAUCAACAUUGUGAUGCUUUUAUCUGUGAUAGGGAAUCUGUUAGUUCAAGUUCUGAAGAACCCAGGUUCGGAUUAAAUGGAGAGUCAUACUCAGGUUUAACCCCAAGAAAUUCUACGGGUGGUCAAUUGCCAGCAGUUUCUGAAGAUACUACAGCAAGUCGAGGGCUGAAACAUGAAAUCAGCACUAAGGAUCACAUUGAUGCUUCCAGAUCCGAGGACGAACUGGCGAAACCACUAGAUACAGCUGAACACAACAACGGAAAUGCUCAGAGGAAUGAGGACGAUCCUCCCAAAUCAGGGAAAGGCGUGCUGAAGUCAGUGGCUGGAGGAAUCACGCUCGUUGGCGCAGUGUUCUUUAUAGCUCAUCUCAGGAGAAGCAAGGGGAGAAUCUUCACAGCAAUUUUACCUCCACUGUCUGAAAAAUCUAUUCAGAGCGACUCGAGGACGACGAACGUGGACAAACGAAAGGCAGCCGAGCUGUAUCCCGGCGGAUGGCUGAAGGUUUAACAGGAUGGAGUGGACACGGCCAAUUAAUAGGGCAGCGCAAUUUGGAAUUCUGUGUAUCAUGUAAAUCCAUAUAGCAGAACACCUUGAUAUUCUUGAUACGGAUCAGGCUUAAUAUUUACUGAAGAAGCGAUACAUAAUACAAGUAGCUUCUAGCUUAUACUCGUA